Messenger RNA from Vidua macroura (Pin-tailed whydah), 4557 nucleotides. RefSeq names its product acyl-CoA binding domain containing 3 (gene ACBD3). The record is from RefSeq and is a predicted model, not a curated record. Gene Ontology annotation, cellular component: Golgi membrane. NCBI's taxonomy places the organism in Eukaryota, Metazoa, Chordata, Aves, Passeriformes, Viduidae. Gene Ontology annotation, molecular function: fatty-acyl-CoA binding. The transcript is spliced from 8 exons. The coding region runs from base 799 to 2703 and encodes 634 amino acids.
UGUGCAGUUGUCUUCUUUAGCACCGGCUUCAUGAACCACCAGGCAAGGAUGUGCCACUUCCCAGGUGUGCAGCCUGAGUCUUGGUUUGGCUGAGAAAUGUGACAAAAAGCACUCCAUGCUAAUGCAGUCUCUCAAAAUCCUGAAAUCCUGCAAGAUUGUGUGAGGUGGGAAUAAUCCUCUGCAGCUAUGCAUGGCAGCGACUCUCUCCCCUUCCACAGCACACAAUAAUAGUAUUAUUGUAAGCAGUGUUUCAGGGUCACAAGGGAAUGAGCUAAUUGCAGAUACAGUUCUUGGAGAAGUAAUUGCCUUGUGCUCCUUUUUACCUUUCUCUGGCUCGUUUCUUUCCUCUCCUGUGUGAGGGUGAAGGAUGAUUUCUGAGAGAGGAGGACAAGGUCAGCAGCAGACUCCACACCACCUUCCAGCUGGACCAAAAGGCUUUUACAGAAUCAUAGCUUGGAAGGGACUUCUGGAGAUCACCCAGUCCAACACCCUGCCAAAGCAGGGUCACCUGGAGCGGGUGACACAGAACUCAUCCAGGUGGGGUUUGUAAGUCUCCAGAGGGAGACUCCAUGACCUCUCUAGGCAGCCCGUUUCAGUGCUCUGCCAGCCUCAGUGCAAAAGGUUGAGGUGGAACUUCUUGUGUUACGGUUUACUGCCAUUGCUCCACAUCCUGUCAUGGGCACCACCGAAAGUCUCAGCACUUUACAUAUUUUUAUUUAUUAAUGAGAUUCCCUCUCAGUCUUGUCUUCUCCAGACUUAACAGGCCCAGCUCCUGCAGUCUCCCCUCACGAGGGAGACAUGGAUGUUGAAAAACCAUUAUCAACCAAGCAUCCAAGAACAGCGGACAGGGUGCCCAACACCGGCUCCCGCAGACACUCAAGUCCCCGGGAUUCCCGGACUGCGGCAGCCCAGACGCAGGAGCAGGCAGUGCCCCUGAGGGGAGGGGAGAGGACGAGCCAGCCUCCAGCCCUAUCCCCGGCGCAUCCCGCGGCCCGGCAGGCGCGGGGCGGGGCGGGGCGGGGCGGGGCGGGGCCGCGGGCGGGCCCGGAAGAUCCGGGUCGGAGGGGACGGGAAGUCGGGACGUGGCCGCCGCAGCGGAGCAGGAGGAGGAGGGCGGGUGGGAGGCGGCGGAGGAGGAUGGCGGCGGUGCUGAGCUCGGACCGGCUCGAGGUCUCGGUGGACGGGCUGACGCUGAGCCCCAACGCCGAGGUGCCGCCCUGCGAAGCGCGGCCGGCGCAGGGCGAGCCGGCGGCGGGGCGGGGCCGAGCGGGCCCCGGCUCCCCGGGUGCGGCGGAGGCCGGCGGCGAGGCGGCGGAGGAGGCGGCGCUGAGCCUGGAGCGGCGCUGGGGCUUCUCGCUGGAGGAGCUCUACGGGCUGGCGCUGCGCUUCUUCAAAGAAAAAGAUGGCAAAGCCUUUCAUCCAACAUAUGAAGAAAAGCUCAAACUUGUCGCACUGCACAAGCAGGUUCUGCUGGGACCUUAUAACCCUGACACUUGCCCUGAAGUUGGAUUCUUUGAUGUGCUGGGGAACGAUAGAAGGAAGGAAUGGGCUGCCCUUGGAAACAUGUCAAAACAAAAAGCUAUGACAGAAUUUGUCAAGCUCCUACAUAGGUGCUGCCACUUGUUCUCAACGUAUGUCACUUCCCACAAGAUAGAGAAAGAAGAGCAAGAAAAGAAAAGAAGAGAAGAGGAAGAGCGAAGGCGGCGCGAGGAGGAGGAGCGGGAGCGGUUGCAAAAGGAAGAAGAAAAACGUAGGCGAGAAGAGGAGGAAAGACUGAGAAGGGAAGAAGAGGAGAGGAGGAGAAUAGAGGAGGAACGACUCCGCAUGGAACAGCAGAAGCAGCAGAUCAUGGCAGCGCUGAACUCUCAGACAGCCGUGCAGUUCCAGCAGUACGCGGCCCAGCAGUAUCCCGGCAACUACGAGCAGCAGCAGAUCCUCAUCCGGCAGCUCCAGGAGCAGCACUACCAGCAGUACAUGCAGCAGCUCUACCAGGUCCAGCUCGCACAGCAGCAGGCAGCCUUACAGAAGCAGCAGGAUGCAGUGGUGGUAGCGACAGGGACACCCCUAACUACUGCAUCGAAGGUGAACACCCCUGCCCCAGGGGACACCCCAUCCAUUAAUGGGCAGGCCAGUGCACAUGCAGACAGCUCUGAAAAAGAGUUGGAUCCAGAGGUUUUGGAAGAAGCACUGGAGAAUGGACCAAAAGAUUCUGUCCCAGUGAUUGCUGCCCCAUCCAUGUGGACACGACCCCAGAUCAAAGACUUCAAAGAAAAAAUCCGUCAGGAUGCAGACUCUGUGAUCACAGUGGGCCGAGGAGAAGUGGUUACAGUCAGAGUCCCAACUCAUGAAGAGGGGUCUUACCUCUUUUGGGAGUUUGCUACAGACAAUUAUGACAUUGGUUUUGGGGUGUAUUUUGAAUGGACAGACUCCCCUAAUACUGCAGUCAGUGUGCAUGUCAGCGAGUCCAGUGAUGAUGAGGAGGAAGAGGAAGAAAAUACUAGCAGUGAAGAAAAAGCCAAAAAGAAUGCCAACAAGCCUCAGCUAGAUGAAAUAGUGCCUGUGUACAGACGAGACUGUCACGAAGAAGUGUAUGCUGGCAGCCACCAGUACCCAGGGAGAGGAGUUUAUCUUCUUAAAUUUGACAACUCCUACUCUCUAUGGAGGUCAAAAACAGUUUACUACAGAGUUUAUUAUACUAGAUAAAGGUGUGGCUGUGUCUGAGUCUGAGCUGUGCAGAAGAUGUCAUUUUAUUUGGAAUUUUCUUCAAGCAUAAUGGAUCCUUUUGAGUCUGUGUUUCAUCCUGUCUGUAUCUGUAUGGUUUGUGUGAACUUUUAACAAGUAGACACUGGGAUCUUCCUGCUCCAUGACACUAAUGCAUAUUGCAUUGGGCUUAACACAGGAUCUCCCUAACCUUUUUGGGGAUUGGAGUCAUUGGCUCCAGUGCUGAGAUCACAUCCAUUGCACUUGUUAAAGCCUCAUGAAAAAGGGGGAGGGAGUUGCUGGCUCACUGGCUGGGUGAUCUGAUGUUUCCAGGUCUGGAUGCCUUGAAUAACUUGUUGAUGGUUAAUUUAAAGGUCCCAUCAGUAACUGGUAGAUUUGGAUGCAGUUUGCUGUAUAGCAAGUUUCUCUUAACUGUAAUUGAAUGUCAGAUUUUUUACACCAUUAAAACUUAAAGUUUCAAGUUUAUGCAGUUUAGAAACAAGUUGUCUCACUUCUGUCCUCAUCAAAGAAGAAACAUUCAGUUCCUUAAACCAGUGUAGUGUGUAAGACAAGGAUGAACAACAUCCUGAAAGUACAGCAAAUAACCUCUUCUGAAGGCAUAAGCUGAAUGAUGUUUAAAAGUAUGUGUAACAAGAAGAACCUUAAUCUCUGCCCCACUGAUAACCCUAGAAUAAAAGUCAUAUCUUGAUGCAAUUGACUUCAAACAGGAUAUAGACUACUCCUGAGUUUAAUGGGGUUUUUAAUGGGGUAGGCUAAAAAAACUACAAGGCUACAAACUUGAAACCAGUUUUGUAAGACCUGAAUAUGCAUGUUGUGCCUGGAGAGCAGUCAGUCACUUUGAUAGAGUAUAGAGUUAAUGUUGCACUAAUGAUGGAAAUCACUGCCACUCCCUUUUAGUCUGAACUGGUGAUAGUGGGGUGCAAACUUUCUGCUUUAAUUUGUAACUGUGGGCAGAAAGGCCAGGUGCACAUACAGAUACUUAAUGUAGCUUUAAUCUCAAUUUCCUAUGGUUUGGUUGGGGCAUUUUGUAAAGUGAAAAAACACUGCAGGUGUCCCUUGGCUUGAGGCUGCAGUAAGAAUCCACUCCCCCGGAGCCCAGGGGUGACUGUUGCAAUAAUGACUUGUGCAAGUGCUCUCUGCAUGGGUGAUGCACCUUGUUACUGAAAGGAAAUGAUUGCUUUGGGUCUCAGACCAGCUCUUGCAGUCAGGCUUCCAUUGAUCAGCUGCAGCAUGUGCAGUUCCACGCCAAACAAUGCUGAGUUGGCGGGGUUUGUGUGAACGGUUACUUUGUACAUACAUGAUACUUUACUUUUCUCAUACCAACCAUGGAGAUACUUCUCCUAGAGUGCUUAACUUGUCACCUUGCUUUUUGGGUCAGCAACACCGUACCAGCUUACAGCUAGUUAGUGCUGCUUUAUCCAAAAACACUGUACAAUGUUCUGCUCUUGUGUACAUACAGUAUAUAAACCAUGAAUUUAGAAAGUACCUUGCUUUUAAAGAAAACUGUAUUUAAUGUAAAAAAAAAAAGAAAAACAACAACAAAAAAAUCUUUUAAAAAGGCAGGCACUAAUAUAUUUCUUCUGGUCUUCAAAUUACUUUUUUUUUUUUUUUGUCCAUACAAAAAUGUUACAACUUCUUCCUCUAAGAAUAUCUGUUCUUGGGAGCGGUGUUUGUCGCUUUAAAUGGCAGCACUUACUGUCAUGUGUUGGAUGCUAGAACUUCUACAUUUUCAGACAUUUUUUUUAUUGCCUCUGGCUGUUGAUAGUACAGUAAAAGUGCGAUUUCAAGAUACCUUGAGAUAGUAUUUAAUCCUAAUUAAAAUACAUUUAUCUGUAA